AUGGCGCGGCUCUCCGCCACCACCACCGCCCUCCUCCUAGCCACCGUCGUCUUCUUCAUCGCCGCCGGCGCCGCCGAGGCCGGCCCGACCCACAACGGCGACGCCGUCACCAAGGACUUCAUCCUCGCCCGGGGCAUAAAGCUGCACAUCUCGAAGCAGGGCACGGCGACCGACCACAUCUUCGCCGGGGGCAGCAAGCUCUUCAUCGCGAGGCACGACGCGGCGCCGGCCGACCACGCCUUGGCCGGGGGCAGCAAGCUCUUCGUGACGUUCGACGCGGCCAAGGCGGCGUCCGGGGCCGGGAACCCGAUUGCGUCCAUCCUGGGGUCGUGCGAGCAGAACUACGACGACCUGGUGGACGCGCUGGAGGAGGUGAGCCGGGCGAUGCACAAGCCCGGCACCAGCAGCGAGAGCCUGGUGGAGAAGAUGACGGCGGCCAGCACCUACGCCGGCGACUGCGACAACUGGUACGAGGAGCGCGACGUCAAGUCGCCCUACGAGGUCAUGCAGCGCCACCUCGCCCAGAUGGUCUCCGUCGCCCUCGGCCUCGCCAACAAGAAGCUCUGA
Triticum turgidum subsp. durum (durum wheat) is the source of this 567-nucleotide messenger RNA. Lineage: Eukaryota; Viridiplantae; Streptophyta; Magnoliopsida; Poales; Poaceae. The record is from the annotation of a GenBank genome assembly.